Molecule: messenger RNA, 3723 nt
Organism: Sinocyclocheilus rhinocerous
Lineage: Eukaryota; Metazoa; Chordata; Actinopteri; Cypriniformes; Cyprinidae
Product: sialomucin core protein 24-like
Exons: 6
Coding region: 95-589 (164 amino acids)
Cellular component (GO): cytoplasmic vesicle
Source: RefSeq, a predicted model, not a curated record
AGCGCAGCAACAUCCACAGCAGCACUAGAGUGAAACUGCAGACAGCUCGACCUGAACGCCCGAAUCAGGACUGAGAAUAAACCAACUAGACACCAUGUUUUGGAGGCUUUUCUUCGUGACAAUAUUACUAGCCCUCUUCGGAUCGUUGACAAGCCAGGGAUUUGCGCAGGAUGAAGACUGUGGUUCAUUGACAUCUUGUGAAGCAUGUGGAAAUGUGACUCACUGCCAAUGGAUGAAUUGCUCAGAUACUCCAAAGUGUGUUAACGGCAGUGCUGAGAACCAAACAGUCGGCUGCAUCAGUAUGAACUGCACAGAGCCGACCCCGGCCCCGUCAGUGAGCCCCACCGCAAACGCUACCAUCAAUGCUACCACAACAGCCCCCACCACAGCAGUUGUUCCGACUCAAAACAGCACCGUCACAAAUGUCACGUCUGCGUCUCCUACUCCUGCUCCUUCUCCAUCCAAAUCAUCCACAUUUGAUGCCGCCAGCUUCAUCGGUGGAAUUGUGUUAGUCCUUGGCCUUCAAGCUGUCAUCUUUUUCCUUUACAAGUUCUGCAAAUCCAAGGAUCGCAACUACCACACCCUGUAACACACUGCUACCUGGAGGCACCACACGGCACCACAAAACCCACAGUCCGACCCAAAAAAGAGAGACAGACACAUUGUACUCACAGAUUUUUAAAUACUCUUGUAAUUUCCCAUGUUUAACCUCAUAUUUGACAUUUAAUUUCUGUGACUUGAGCUUUGGUUUGUUAACGUUAGAGCUCUCACAAGCACUCGAGUUCAUUAACACAAAUACACCCAACACAGAGUAAAUAUGCAUUAUUCCCAACUUCCAGUGUUAAUUUCAGGUAACUUUACUAGAACAGUAUUUUAUAUAGUUGCCAUGACUGAUGGUUUUCAAUAUUCCACCAAGUCCUUCAUCAUCACCAUGUUCAGAAAUAUAUCUAUAUAGUUCAAGACUGAAUGAACAAAGUUUUUCCCAUUCAUUUCAAAUUUGUUUUGAAUUUUCAUCACAUAGUCCUUUGGGUUGUAUCUGUCCGUGUGUGGUGUGUGAUCUUAACCCCCCCCCCCCCCCUUUUUUGGCCAUUCCUCUUACUUGCGCCAACCAAGAGAGCCAAAAUGUUGCAAUAAAUUACAUUCCCCAGCUUAGUCCCUCACUGUUAACCAUCUACAGUUAGAGAACCAGUAGACAUCAGUUCUCAAAACUAGUUAAAACCGGCAUCUCGCUUCUUUUUUCUCCCCCAAAUAUGUCAGUGGAGUGCUGGGUAAUAUCAGAGAUGCAUUAUAUUCCCAUAGUUAGCAUCCUGUCAUUCUGGGGGACUUGCCAGCAUAUCUUAAGUUAUACUUUUGGGAGUUUAUGUGGAUUUGAAACAAUAAAAGCUCAGCCAAUCCAGUUCUACUAACAGCCGAAAUGAGUCUUCAUUAGAAUUAGUAGAUUCUGCCGGACAUGCGAAUAGAAUGAGGCACUAUGAGAGUGGAGGAUCCAUGAUCCCAUUCAGAAUGAUUGACAGUUGAGUCAAAGUGCCUUUUUAGGUGGAGGCAGUGGCUUGCUGCCUUAAAAGUGAGCCUUAAAAGUGUGAAUGUGUUUGUGUUGGGCCUCCGUCGAGGCCAGGCUCUGUGUAAGUGUGACUGUAUGUCAGUGUGUUUAUAGACACGCAUGCGUGCUUGUUUCGAUGAUGUAGAUCUAGUGUCUGCCGGCUGGACUGAUUGCUAUAUUAUACAGAGUAGAUAAUUAAAAGUUAAUUCAUUUGUUGGAUAAUGUGUCAUGGUUCCUAAAAGCUCUCAGUUCUGGAGGUUUAUUUUUUUGCUAGCGCAGAAACGUUGGUUGGAUGCUAGCACUCCCUUUCAAAAACAUUGAUAUUUGUACAUAAUCAGACCUCUUUGACCAUAAACUGAAUCAAUAUCGUUAAAUAUAAGGCACUAAAAUGUCUUAAACUGAGGUGUAAUACUUCAGGGUGAUUAAAACAGGCUUGUAAUUUGAUCCUGAUAUUUUUUAGCAGCCUUUGUGAUAAAUACCCUAAAGAGAACUGAAAUAUGCCCUAGAAAAGUGCAUUCAGGAUAUGUUUUGCUUAUUCUGUCAUUUUGUUUUUCUGUUGCUACAAUUAUCUGAAGAUUUUGAUGCAGUCUUAGAAUAGAGCUAAGUCAGUCUCAUAAUUUAAUGCUUGGGUUUGAUUUUUUGAAAUCUAGUUACUGAUUUUGGGUAGAUUUGAUUCAAAUGCAGAAUUGACCUACACUACGCCUAAUUCCUGCCUUGCUGAGUGUAUUUCGUUUGGUACUCUGUUCAUAAAAUCAUUUGUCUGAGUAGUGUGUUGGCACGUUUAUAGGCCGAGGGCCUGUAUAUUUUUUUCCCCCUUCAUUCCUGUGUUAUGAAAUUUGAAAUGUAAUAAUCUUGAUUAGCUUGCAGCUAAUAACUUCCUCUGCGAGUCAGAAUGUCAUUGGCUUGGGAAGUGAUUUGCGUUAUUUGGGUUGCAGAUUUUGUAAUGGCAGAAAUGAAUUGUUUUGUUUGGUGCAUGCUUUCGUUUUCAUCUGCUUUGUUGACAUCCUAAUGUCAAAGUGUUUCAUUCCCAGCAUGUUUCUCUGAAGAUGACUGUUAAGGCCUCACUUUCUUUGUUGAACCACUCUAAUUGCUUGUCCAUUGUCGUAUCACAGUGCUUAAAUGCCAACGGUGUCUAUUUUAGCAUGAGUCACUGAAAAGCUGCUAUGAUGCUUCACAAGCUUCAUCGUGCCUAUAGUGUAGUCAAAUGAAAUCCUAUUGUUUGCCAUUUCGCUUCAGCUUUGCCAAAUUAAAAACACUGUUUACUUAAGAAAAGUUCAGAAUGCACGGUGUUUCGAUUGUGUAUUCUUUUUCAAUAAUGAACAUAAAACACAAUUACACAACUCAUCACAGUAUUGUCUGUUUAGCAUCAGGCUACAUCCAAAGAUUCCACUUAGUUGCACAUGGAUUUUAGCUGUGCAUGCAAAGGGCUGUAAAGGACAUGCUACAUUUUCGGGUGAACUGUCUGUUUUAAUUCCAUAUUCAGAGCUCAGUGAAGGAUGCUAAUGUUUGAGAAGGUAAACGGCUCAAAAUCCUCACACUCAGAGAAUUCAACCUAACUUCAAGUAGUCUGUGGCCUUGAUUUCUUAUGCCUUUAUGUUUGUGUGCAUGCAUGCAUCAGAUUUCCACAGAAACAGCCAUAACAGUGCCAUAUUCUGUCAUCGCUCUGAGCUAGUGUUGCAUUCCUUGCUGCACCUUUUGAAGAUGAAGUGCCUUAAUUAUUUAAGAUUAGACGAUGAAGAUUACUAUUGUCAUGAAGACUUGCACUCAAAGGGACUUGAAUGUUUUAGAGUGAAGCUUUGGUUUAUUGAAGUUGUGAGUGGAUAAUGAGAGAUACAUGGAGUAUAGCAUCUUGCUUGUGCCACCAUUUUGUUAUCUAAUUGCUAAGAUUUAACUGAAUUUAAUGUUUUUUUUUUGUUUUUUUUUAAUGACUGUAAUUACCUUUGGCCCAUUGUCCAGUCGUGCAUUUUUUUUUUUAUUGCUUCACAUAAACAUGCACAUGCCCCACAUACACUCUUGUCACUUAGAAGACGCUUGCUGUUGCCUUAAUUGUUUUAUGCUCUAUUAUGUUGGUUUUAUUUCUCUGGAACUCUUUCUUUUGUUCUUGUGUUUUCUCUCGUUUCGGAUCUGCAUUCGCAAUUAGGUUGGAAAUGUGAUUAAUUAAUUAAAGUUUGAAUAUUGUAAAA